AUAUUUUUUAGUUUCCUUUUCAAUUGCAAAAAGUACUAAAAUAUCCAAUAAAUUUUGUACUAUAUAUACACUCUGUUGCUUGCAUAGAAUCGUGUGAAGCUUGAGUUUUGCUAAAUCAAGAAACCUAAAAACCCAUCUCAGAUUUUGCACUGGUUUGACAAAGAUGAGAGAAAGGAAUGUUGGAAAGUGUUUGUUAUUCCUUCUUUGUUUGAAUGUGGUCUCAAGUGUAGUGAUUGCUGCUGCUCCACCAACUUGUCCUGCUGAUGUUGGCAGUGAUUGUGGAAGUGAUUUAGGCGAAUGGGAAGGAGAGUUCUUCCCUGGAAUUCCAAAAAUUGAGUAUGAGGGUCCUUCUAGUAAGAACCCGCUUUCCUUUAAAUGGUACAAUGCCGAGGAGGAGAUUCUUGGGGAAAAGAUGAAGGAUUGGAUGAGAUUUAGCGUAGCAUUUUGGCAUACAUUCCGUGGAACAGGAGCUGAUCCAUUUGGUGCUCCUACAAAGAUGUGGCCGUGGGAAGAUGGUACCAAUUCCCUGGCUAUGGCCAAGAGAAGAUUGAGAGCGAACUUUGAGUUCCUGGAGAAACUUGGAGUAGAAAGAUGGUGCUUCCACGAUAGGGACAUUGCUCCAGAGGGCAAGACCCUUGAGGAAACAAACGCAAACUUGGAUGAAAUGGUGGCUCUUGCCAAAGAGCUUCAGGGAAAUAAAAUUCAUCUUUUGUGGGGUACUGCUCAAUUGUUCUUCCAACCUCGCUACAUGCAUGGUGCUGCUACUAGCUCCGAAUUAGGUGUAUAUGCAUAUGCUGCUGCUCAGGUCAAGAAAGCCAUGGAGGUUACACAUUAUCUUGGGGGAGAAAACUAUGUCUUUUGGGGUGGUCGAGAAGGUUACCAGAGCCUCCUAAACACAGAUAUGGAAAGAGAACUUAACCAUAUGGCAAGGUUCAUGGAAGCUGCUGUUGCAUACAAAAAGAAGAUUGGCUUCAAUGGAACAUUACUAAUUGAACCAAAGCCUCAGGAGCCAACAAAACACCAGUAUGACUGGGAUGCUGCAACUUCUGCUAAUUUCUUACGCAAAUAUGGGCUUAUAGGAGAGUUCAAAUUAAACAUCGAGUGCAACCAUGCCACUUUGGCUGGUCACAGCUGCCAUCAUGAGCUUGAAACAGCAAGAAUUAACGGUUUGCUGGGCAACAUUGAUGCAAAUUCUGGCGAUCCCCAGAUUGGUUGGGACACAGAUCAAUUUUUGAUGGAUGUCGCUGAGGCAACAUUGGUGAUGCAAACCGUUAUUAAAAAUGGAGGAUUGGCACCAGGAGGAUUCAACUUUGAUGCAAAAUUGCGGAGGGAGAGCACCGAUGUUGAAGACCUAUUUAUUGCUCACAUUGCUGGUAUGGACACUCUAGCCCGUGGCCUCAGAAAUGCUGCCAAGCUAAUUGAGGAUGGCUCGUUGAGUGAUCUUGUCAGAAAGCGAUAUCAGAGUUUUGACAGCGAGCUUGGUGCUGCAAUUGAGUCUGGGAAGGCAGACUUUGAACUGCUCGAGAAGAAGGCGCUAGAAUGGGGAGAACCUAAAGUUCCUUCUGGAAAGCAGGAACUUGCAGAGAUGAUUUUUCAGUCAGCAUUGUAGAAAUCAGAGUUUUAUACUAAGCAGCAGCAGUAGGAAAUAAUAUAGAGCCCGUUGGAUGGCUUAGAAAAAAUAUUUUUUAUGUAUGAAGUGUUUUUAAAACUUUUAAGUGCUGAAAGUUAUUUUUAUAAAUAAGCAGUUGAGUGUUUGAAUAAAAGUGCUUAUGCUGAAAAUAAAUUGUUGAUGUAUUUGCCAAAGGUGAAUUUUUUUUUAAAAAAAUUAUGUAUGAAGUGUUUUUAAAUUUUUUAAGUACUGAAAGUUAUUUUUAUAAAUAAGCAGUUGAGUGUUUGAAUAAAAGUGUUUAUGCUGAAAAUAAAUUGUUGAUGUAUUUGCCAAAGGUGAAUUU
Messenger RNA from Solanum dulcamara, 1952 nucleotides. Its product is annotated as xylose isomerase. The coding region runs from base 164 to 1609 and encodes 481 amino acids. The transcript has 21 exons. The record is from RefSeq and is a predicted model, not a curated record. Gene Ontology annotation, molecular function: xylose isomerase activity. Gene Ontology annotation, biological process: carbohydrate metabolic process. NCBI's taxonomy places the organism in Eukaryota, Viridiplantae, Streptophyta, Magnoliopsida, Solanales, Solanaceae.